This is a messenger RNA of Microdochium trichocladiopsis, 821 nucleotides long. RefSeq lists its product as uncharacterized. NCBI's taxonomy places the organism in Eukaryota, Fungi, Ascomycota, Sordariomycetes, Xylariales, Microdochiaceae. The record is from RefSeq and is a predicted model, not a curated record. The transcript has 2 exons. Bases 208 to 585 code for a protein of 125 amino acids.
ACAUCAUGAGCCAUCACAAGUGACAAGCCCAACUCUGCUGUUAUGGCCUGUAGCGAUUGCUCAUCUCGAUGCCUGAGGUAUAUAAUGCGUGAAUGCUGAGCUGACAGGUUGCGCUCUGCUGUAAACUGCUUCAUUCACAAGACUCACACCUAGCUUUAUUGCAAACAUCAGCCAUAUCAACCACGUUCCGCAAUUACAGUACACAUCAUGUCUGACCAAGGCGGCGACUUGUUUGCGAUGGCCAAGGACGGCACCAAGGUCCCCGAAGAUGCCGCCAAGCCCAACAUUGUCCCGUCCAAGCCCAGCGCGAGCCAACUCAAAGACACUACAGGCGGCCUCGGAGCUGCCAGUCUCGAGGCUGCGGCCGACAACUACACGGUAGCUUCGAAUGGCCUCGGAGACGGCAUUACCGGUACUGGAGAUGUCCUGCCCGACUCGACGACGGCCAAGACAUUCGGCUCGAACAGCUACGGCGGCAAGAACCCGCACAAGGAGAGUCGCGGGCACGGAAGGGCUUCGGCGGUGCUCAGCUCCAAGGUGAACCGCGCUGAGAAAGAGGAGCGGGAACCGGAGCGGGUAUUGUAGUGUAUCGGUAUGUAGGGCGACUCUUUGGUAGAGCAAGUGUGCUCUACGCGCGGUGAUUGCAUAAUCGAAUAUUUUGCGGCGCAGGAGAUAAAGCACGGGGUGUAAUUAUUUGGGAGUUGAUGCCGUACACGCUGCAACGUUACGCAACGGAGUGCGCCCCCAGCAGAUUGAUUUGGCACGAUCCGUGAGGAUGAGGUUGAGACAUAGUGUACGCACAUUGGGCGUGAAGCACAGGC